This is a messenger RNA of Harpia harpyja (harpy eagle), 1268 nucleotides long. RefSeq names its product tetratricopeptide repeat domain 32 (gene TTC32). The record is from RefSeq and is a predicted model, not a curated record. The transcript has 3 exons. Gene Ontology annotation, molecular function: protein binding. NCBI's taxonomy places the organism in Eukaryota, Metazoa, Chordata, Aves, Accipitriformes, Accipitridae. The coding region runs from base 87 to 518 and encodes 143 amino acids.
CCGCAGGCGGCCCCACGCCGGUGCGGCCGCUGCCGUCGCCGUGAGGUAGCGGCGCGCCCGCCCCGCGGUGCGGCGGAGGCGCCGCCAUGGAGCGGGAGGCGGCGGCGGAGGCGCUGCUGUCGGCGGCGCAGGCGCACUUGGCGGCGCGGCGGCUGUCGGCGGCGGAGGAGCUGUACAGCCGCUUCAUCGCCCGCUGCGGGGGGCCCGCCGGCGGCGCCGCCCCCCCAGGCGCCGGCCGCGACCUGGCCACGGCCCUCAACAACCGCGGCCAGAUCAAGUACUUGCGGGUGGAGUUCGCCGCCGCCGUGGAGGACUACACGGCCGCCAUCGAGUGCCAGCCGGGCUUCGAGGUGCCCUACUACAACCGGGGCCUGGUGCUCUACCGGCUGGGAUGCUUUGAUGAGGCCAUGAAAGAUUUCAGGAAAGUAUUAGAGUUAAACCCCCAGUUUGAAGAUGCUGCAUUGAGUCUAAAACAGGCUAUUCUUGAUAAAGAAGAAAAACAAAAGCGGGGUUAUUGAAAAUGCAGCUAGUGGUGUGAAAAUGGUUUGCAAAACACGUGAUUUUUGUCAUUGAUGGAUGAAACACAAGGUCAUUUACAUCUGUUGUGACCUACUGAAGAAACGUCAUUCUUGGGCAAAUAAGUUAUGAUUUUGAUUGCAAAAUAAACUAUUUUUGGAUAUUGUUAGUUGAGGAAAAGCGUAAUGUUAGAUCUACAUGAGAUACUUGUACAGAAGUGCUUCAUAAAGAUGUUGGAAGCUCAGUAACAGCAAAUGAAGUCUGUAGUUCUCUUAUUAAAACUGUGUUUCUGUACUCUUUCAUGGAUUGUUUUAAACAGUCUUUCAUGGGGAAGAAAAACUAUAUAAAACACUUAAAUACUUAAGACUGGAGCUUGUGAGAAGUACAGUGAUUUAAUAAUGAUAGUGUUUGUCCACAUUUAAAUGUAAAUUUGAUUUAAGCUAAAAGUGCAGUUGUUAAUUGUAAGGUGCUGGCCUUGAGAUGCUAUGGUAACUGAUUUCUUUUCAGAGUGUUUCUGGAUUAAGAAACAAAUUUAACAGAAACAAUGAGAUCUUUUUAGGAAAUAUCAUCUGUACCUUGCAUGAGGAACAUGGUGUAAGAAUUCAGUCCUACGUACAUUUGUUCGCUCCUAGAGGUUGUUUUACAUUACCUAAACAGGUGGGAACAAGGCAUACCUAUUUUUUUGUAACCCUAUUGCAAAAGUAUUGGGCAGAUUAAUAAUUGAAUGAAUAAAAAUGAACACGUACUUUUUA